AUGGCGGACGAGAGAACGAAAGGCGAAGAAGGCAAGUUAAUCUCACGCGCGGUAAUGGCUGAAUCGCCAAACAGGAAAUCAAGCCCGACUGAUACCAAUUCGAAAUCGGUCGGUUCAAAUCAGCUGAACCGAGCCGACGGCGGAGCAUGCCCUGCGUCGCCGAAGAAGAAUUCGAGUUCUGCAGAAGGUGCUGGUAAUGGAAUUGGGAUAAAGGCGAAAUCUUGCAAAGGAUGCCUUUAUUAUUCUUCGCGUUUUAAGGCUGAUUCUCGGAACCCUAUGUGCGUUGGCCUCACCCGUUCCCUUCCCAAUGUACCUCCAUACAUUGUUGGACAAUCUGAGGUUGAAGCAUCUAAAGAGGGUAGAAACCUUACAGAGUUUAGAUAUGGUUGCAUUGGUUAUUCACUUUAUGAGGAUCGUAAAGGCCAAACUCCCAAUGGGCAACAGCAUCAAGCAGAAUUACCUGUCUGCUUAGGCCUUGAGGUUUUGGUGGAUAGGAGAGUUGCUAACCCUUCUGCUGAAACUGCACGCGUUCCUACCCAUACUCAGAAUAAAGGAGAUGGCAAUGAAUUGCCACAAAGGCGGACACCUAAACCUACUAAUGCAACUGGGGAAGAGUUCACUCGAAAUGCAAACCUGGUGGCGAAUGGGGUCGCCAAGAACAUUCGUAAAGUAGGAAAUCAAAUAAAACAAGGCUUUGAUGACAUAAUGUAUCGACGACCUAAGUAA
This is a messenger RNA of Striga hermonthica, 726 nucleotides long. The record is from the annotation of a GenBank genome assembly. NCBI's taxonomy places the organism in Eukaryota, Viridiplantae, Streptophyta, Magnoliopsida, Lamiales, Orobanchaceae.